CAUACAACUCAGCUCUGGAGUGGUUGGUAUCAUUGGCUCGCUCUCGUUAUCGUCUUCUUAUCUCAUUCAGUCGACGUCAACUUUUAUGGAAAUCCCUUAUGUCCAGUUGCACUGGGAUUACAAACUUGUUCCAAAUACGUUUUCUUUGAACUUAGAUCCCGGUUUAUCUGCAAUGAGUCAAGCUUUACGAGAUCUCGUGGAUACAAAAGACUGGUCCUCUUACACUAUUGUGUAUGAAAGCUAUGAAGCUAUGAUUAAACUGAAGGAACUUUUGAAGCAAGAUACAGAUAAACCAGUGAAAGUUUCCGUACAUCAACUAACACGAGGAAUGAGCUACAGGAAACUUGUUAAAGAUAUCAGCCAACAGGGGGCGACAAAUAUCAUUCUUGACAUAUCAACACGGAAGAUUAAGGACUUCUUAAAACAGGCUCGAGAAAUUGGAAUGAUGACUGAAUACCAUAAUUACUUGAUAACGUCAUUGGACUUACACACCAUCGAUCUGAAGGAAUUUCAACGAGGAAGGACUAACAUAACAGGAUACAGAUUAGUGGAUCCCAAUCAGCAAGUUGUUGAUCCUGCGUGGGAUUGGGUCUACAGAGAAGGAGGUUACAGGAAGAUUUUCCAAGCCAAAAAGCUUUGGAAGACUAGAUCUGCCUUAGCUUUCGACGCUGUCACACUUCUAGCUCUAAGUUUACACAACGCCACUUUUUACGAAUUACUUCACGUCCGAUCCCUGUCAUGUGAUAACCCACGACCUUGGCCUCACGGUAAAGCCCUGUUAAACGCUAUGAAAAAGGUCAAGUUUCAAGGCCUGUCUGGAUUAGUACAGUUCGACGAAAGUGGAAGAAGAAUCAACUUUACUUUGGAUCUUCUUGAGCUUAAAGAAGACGGGAUGAAGACGGUUAGUUUGUGGAAUUUAUAA
This is a messenger RNA of Limulus polyphemus (Atlantic horseshoe crab), 922 nucleotides long. RefSeq names its product glutamate receptor ionotropic, kainate 1-like. The transcript is spliced from 6 exons. The record is from RefSeq and is a predicted model, not a curated record. Bases 86 to 922 code for a protein of 278 amino acids. NCBI's taxonomy places the organism in Eukaryota, Metazoa, Arthropoda, Merostomata, Xiphosura, Limulidae.